AUGGGUUCAGGACUGCGACGUCGACCUUUAAGUAGUGGCGAUACAACACAGUUACAAUGUACGCUCUACGGUCGCCUCUGUCAAUCCCUCACACAUUUGCAACAAAUUUCAAAGAAGCGUUUGAAAUGGAUUACUGUGCUCCAUGUCCCGAUAUUCUCCUACGGACCAUGGACAAAUACCAUAUACGCAUUCUACUAUAAUCGCUCCUUCUCUGUUAUCCAAUCGUCGGGAAUGGGGAAAUCGCGCCUGAUGGAUCACUUUGCCACACUUCGGUUCACGAUUCCUUUCAGCAUCCAGGAGUCCGAUGCAAACACUUACCCUUCCUUUGACGACCAAGUUCGCGACUUUCUCGAUAGGAUUCAACCAUGA
Messenger RNA from Marasmius oreades (fairy-ring Marasmius), 369 nucleotides. RefSeq lists its product as uncharacterized. NCBI's taxonomy places the organism in Eukaryota, Fungi, Basidiomycota, Agaricomycetes, Agaricales, Marasmiaceae. The transcript is spliced from 3 exons. The coding region runs from base 1 to 369 and encodes 122 amino acids. The record is from RefSeq and is a predicted model, not a curated record.